AUGGCCAAGCCAAAGAACAGCGAUCGCAUCGUCGUGGACAACUCAAACCUCUCGGAGCUCAAGUCCACAUGCGAUGAGGCGGUGGAGCGCAUCCUCUCGCGCCAGGUCGACGACGGCUCGCACGCCAAGCAGCUCGGAUAUGCGCCAUUCAAGCCGAGCCAUCGCCACGCCGAUCUGCGUCUGGCGCUCGGAUUCACCGCCUCGGCCGUGAUGAUCGGUACCUCGAUAUGGUCCUACUUUGUUGAAAAGGAGUGGAGCCGCAACAAGUACCCUUGCGGCGUGGCGGUCGUCGUCUAUGCCGUGCUCUCGGCCAUCCAGAUGCUCGACUCGUACAUCCAGGGCAACACCAUCUUCACCGGCACACGCAAGAUGCUCUCCAACCGCAUCGAAACAGAGCGUAUCGUCCUCCAAUCGCCACCUCUACCCAAGGCGACCAAGAAGCCGCCGCAGUCGCCCGACGCAAAGCCGCUCCUCACUCCACCCGCCUACACUCUCCACCUGCACUACACGCGCAAGUCCAACAAGGGCAAAUCGUUGCUCGGCAGCAAGAACGCUUCCUUGCCGCUGGGCCAUCUCGGCGAAUGGUUCACCGAACAAGGAGAGUUUGUCGAGGGCAUUUUUGAGCACCGAUUGCUCUCGGCGCUUCUCAAGGCCAUCGGGCAGUAA
Moesziomyces antarcticus is the source of this 666-nucleotide messenger RNA. Its product is annotated as signal peptidase complex component. Bases 1 to 666 code for a protein of 221 amino acids. Gene Ontology annotation, biological process: protein targeting to ER. The transcript has a single exon. The record is from RefSeq and is a predicted model, not a curated record. Gene Ontology annotation, cellular component: membrane; signal peptidase complex. NCBI's taxonomy places the organism in Eukaryota, Fungi, Basidiomycota, Ustilaginomycetes, Ustilaginales, Ustilaginaceae.